AUGUCGAUGCCUACCAGCGCUCCGGGCCUGGUUGUUAUUAUUCCAGAUGGUCCCUUAUAUGAAGUGCCUUUUCCCGCCUUACAAGAUCCUCGCACGGGAAAGUAUUUGUCAGAGACAAAGCGCAUUAGACUUGCUCCUUCACUGGCAACCUUAAAGCAUCUUGAAGACUUCCCAACAGACCGAUUCAGCGAUGCCAAGMCUUUGAUUAUUGGUGAUCCUUUAGUUGGGAAAGUUAUGAUGAAUGGAGAAGAACUGGAUAUUGGACGUUUGCCAGGUGCACAAGCAGAAGCAAUCGUAAUAGCUAAUAAACUUGGUGUUAAGCCACUAAUAGGCGAAGCAGCCACAAAGGUGGUYGUCCUAGAGAAACUACAAAAGGGGGUAUCUGUUGUUCACAUUGCUGCACAUGGUAUCCUAUCAAAAGCUACCAUCGUACUUGCACCUUCUCCUGAGGUAAGAGCAACAAAGAUACCAGAUGAAGAAGAUUACAUGCUGACCAUGGCUGAAGUGCAGCAGGCUCAAGUACGUGCACAGUUAGUUGUGUUAAGCUGCUGUCACAGUGGACGUGGUGAAAUCAGAGCUGAAUGAGUAACUUGGUAUGUGUCGAG
Messenger RNA from Actinia tenebrosa (Australian red waratah sea anemone), 605 nucleotides. RefSeq lists its product as uncharacterized. The record is from RefSeq and is a predicted model, not a curated record. Lineage: Eukaryota; Metazoa; Cnidaria; Anthozoa; Actiniaria; Actiniidae.